UUGGGGGAUCUUUCACUGGCGCCUCAUUCUGCAGCAGUGUUUGAACGGAGAGAGAAAGAGCUGGCUAUUCGGACUGUCAAGCAUUUACCCAAUCGAAAGGUAGUUGGGAGGAAAUUUACAUUUGGCAACAAAUCUCAGCGCCUUACUGGAAAAGCGCAGAAGUAGCAGUGCUUUGUAACUCAGCCAUCUGGGGACUGGGAACACUGAAAAGGAAGCAACGCCUCAGGGACAGCACGAGGAGACAAGGCUUAACAGAAGCUAAAGAAAUGCAGAAUGGGACCGAUCCCGUCUGCAUUGCAAAUGAGCCUCCGUUCUCUCACAAAAUUAUCGGAAGCCUUGAUAUAACAGGUAUAUUUCUCUUUGCCAUCUUGACUCUAAUGACACUAAUAGCCAACCUGGUGUUUGUAGAGGAAGUGUUCUAUAUCUACAGGAAAAUCCCCUCCUCUAAAAGGACGAUUUUUAUUUGGAUAAAUGCAGCAGCUCCGGUGAUAGCUACUACAUCAUGCACUGGGAUGUGGAUUCCUCGCUCAACAAUGUUUACAGAUUUCACUGCAGCAGUUUUUUUUGCCAUUGUGAUCCACAAGUUCAUGCUGAUGAUGAUUGAAGAGUGUGGAGGUCAAAAGUUAUUUCUCAGGAGAUUUGAAAAUGAUCGUUUCAAGAUCAGCACAGGUCCCUGCUGUUGCUGUUGCCUUUGCCUCCCUUAUGUACACAUCACUAGACGAACCCUGUUUCUGCUGAAGUUGGGGACCAUUCAACUUGCUUUCCUUCGACCUGUGCUAAUGUUUCUGUCAAUAGUGCUUUGGACCAAUGGAAACUACAGCCCUUCUGAUUUAACUCCUAAUGGAGCUGCAAUAUGGAUUAACUGCUUUGUUGGUGUCCUUACAAUCAUUGCUCUGUGGCCAAUUGGAAUCAUGUUUCAACAAGUUCGAGUUCUUCUUAACUGUAAGAAGAUCAUCCCUAAGUUUGCACUUUAUGAGUUUGUCCUCAUUCUGAGCCAACUCCAGGCAGCCAUCAUCAAUAUCCUGGCUCUGCAAGGAAUUAUUCCCUGUGCACCACCUCUGGCUUCUUUAGCAAGAGGAGCGUAUAUGAACCAACAGCUUCUCAUAAUGGAAAUGUUUCUGAUAACACUGAUCUCAAGGGUGGUGUAUAGGAAAAGAUAUGAUGAUCUGGAACUUCCAGGGUGCACUGACCAGGAAACUAGCGACAACAAACAGAACACCAAGAUCAACCUAAAUGGCAAAGUUAUUGAAGAUGGAACCCACAAUGUUUAGAAGAUGGAUGGAUGUGCUGUUUUGUGAGAGCUGGGACAAUACUUGUAGCCCAACUCAGCUUGCCCAUGGCAAGAUCCUGACUAAUGUAUAUGCUUUACUUGAGGAGACGUCCAUUGCAACUUUUAUAUCCUUAUACUGCAAAUAGCAGAUAUUCAAACUGGAACAGCUUCUGGUAUAAAUUCAUGUGACCUGGAUAGAAAGGACCAAAAAGUGGGAGGAUAAACCUCCUUAUUUUCAGAGAUAUAUACACCGAGUGAGAGAUUUCAGUCUCCAUAUAAUUUCAUGCAGUUGUCAGACAGUUUGGGUCCCAUCAGCUUGUUUGAACCCUGCAGUGUAAAUGUGAAGUGAUGUAAUACUGUAUUGCACACAUUACGGUGUUUAUACAAUGCAGCAACACUGGAGACUCACUCUCUUUUUUGUUUUUUCCUCAUUUCAUGUAGCCACCUCUGUGUUUGGAGCUCUCUCCCUGGUCCAACACCUCAGGUGCCCACCCUCUCUUUAUUCAAAUCCCUCCUCAAAACUCUCACUCUUCUCACUAAGCCCGAAACAGCUAACAUACCUCAGUAAAUAUAUCUUCUCAAACCCCACCACAUCCUGCAUGCGAUAUCCACCUCAAUAGAUGAUAAGCUCUUUGGGUGAGGGCUGUCACUUUUUCCUGUCUUUUUUUAUACCAGUGAUUCUCAGUCUUUCCAGACUACUGUACCCCUUUCAGGAGUCUGAUUUGUCUUGCAUACCCCAAGUUUCAUUUCACUUAAAAUUAUUUGCUUGCGAUACUGGACAUAAAAAUACAGAAGUGUCACAGCACACUAUUACUGAAAAAUUGCUUACUUUCUCAUUUGUCUGUAUAAAAUUUAAGUGUGGAUUGACCUCGCUAUUGCUUUUUAUGUAGCCAGUUGUAAAACUAGGCAAAUACCUGGAUGAUUUGAU
Molecule: messenger RNA, 2198 nt
Organism: Terrapene triunguis (Three-toed box turtle)
Lineage: Eukaryota; Metazoa; Chordata; Testudines; Emydidae
Product: organic solute transporter subunit alpha-like
Exons: 8
Coding region: 267-1271 (334 amino acids)
Biological process (GO): bile acid and bile salt transport
Cellular component (GO): endoplasmic reticulum membrane; plasma membrane
Molecular function (GO): transporter activity
Source: RefSeq, a predicted model, not a curated record